This is a messenger RNA of Endocarpon pusillum Z07020, 3117 nucleotides long. RefSeq lists its product as uncharacterized. Lineage: Eukaryota; Fungi; Ascomycota; Eurotiomycetes; Verrucariales; Verrucariaceae. Bases 1 to 3117 code for a protein of 1038 amino acids. Gene Ontology annotation, biological process: transmembrane transport. The transcript has 10 exons. Gene Ontology annotation, molecular function: transmembrane transporter activity. The record is from RefSeq and is a predicted model, not a curated record. Gene Ontology annotation, cellular component: membrane.
AUGGAAUCAUAUGUCGGAUUCAGCGAGACGCCGAAAACACAGGUUGAUCCCACACUUGAAGCCUGUGAAAUGGACGAAUACGAUACCAAUGUCCCCAAGAAGCAUCGAGGAACAGACGCUGACCGACGUGAUAUGCAAAUACACGGCAGAAAACAGGAGUUACAUCGGAUUUUCGGCUUCGUAUCAAUGAUGGGCUUUGGAUCUACGCUCAUUUGCACCUGGGAAAUUCUCCUUGCCGCCGCGGUCACAAGUUCCCUUACCAACGGGGGCACUGCUGGUCUGCUCUGGGGCUUUGUCAUUGUGGCAGUUGCGUUCAUGUUUAUUUACGCAAGCCUGGCCGAAAUGGCUUCCAUGUCCCCAGUCUCUUGCGGCCAGUAUCACUGGGUCUCUGAAUUCUCACCCAGACGCUGCCAAAAAUAUCUAAGCUACCUUACUGGGUGGCUAUGCACUCUUGGAUGGCAAACCGGCCUCGCAGGCGGCUCUUUCAUGGUAGGAACUAUUAUUCAAGGUCUGAUAACGCUAAAUGUCUCUACCUACGAACCACAACCUUGGCACGGAACACUGAUCGUCAUUGCGGUUGGAUGUUUUGUCGUCGGCUUCAAUACUUGCCUUGCUAAGAAGCUGCCUUUUGUGGAAGGCAUAUUGUUGAUGCUGCACGUUGUGGGCUUGUUCGCCAUCAUAAUACCUCUCUGGGUUCUGGCUCCACGAAACAAUACCAAGGCAGUCUUCACGGAAUUCACUAAUAAUGGUGGCUGGCCCACGGAGGGAGUGUCUUUCAUGGUUGGACUUCUUCCACUGGUGAUUUCUGUUCUUGGAUUUGACAGCACUGUACAUAUGUCGCCCUUGGCAUCCACCCUAUCCAUUAGCGGCUACAUGUACAGCUGUCUGCCACCACUUGUUCUGAAUCGAAAUCUACAGCAAGACGUUAUGCCCAAGCGGAAGCGCGGGACCGAAAAAGCCGGCGCACAUCUCACUCAAGAACCGAGCACCUACCCUCCCUUACGAAAGAGUGCGCGCCUGUUGAAAAGAGACUCCCAUCAACUAUCGCCAGUUCAAAAGGGGAAAAAGCAGAGAAGGCAGAACAGAGCACUUUCAUCUCCAUCGACGACCGAGUCGACCAGAGAGGACCGUCGCCCGGCCCAGCUAUCUGAGAAUUACACCAAGAAAUCGACGAACGACACCAGCUUCGAGAGCCAUUUUAGAAAGACUCAUAGUGCUCCAUUUGGAUCAGGCGCUAGCCAUAAGCGAAAACACGAGAAAGAGCUGGGCAGGGCUGGUAUAGAGUCUCCCAAACGACCCCGGAAGACCGCUCAUCCGGUCUUCGCGCGACGACGGACGGUGGGAGCCAGAAUUCAGAGCGAAUGGCAAGACCUGCCAGUACGGAAACUUGAAUUCCAACCAUCAGCAUUGAGGGGUAUGACAACCGAUGCAGGAUAUAAGCGCUGCUCUCCACCUGCCCUUGGCCUUCUUCACGAUCCUGUUGUCGAUGGUUGCUACAUGCCCGAAUCACAAAUUUCCAACCCACGCAAGCGUCAACAUACAGAGCAAUAUGCGCUUCAACCAAACGGAACAUCGCAACCUCAGUUGAAGAGGCAGAAGCUCAACCAUCCCACCACCCGAUCUCAACCACCAGCGUUUUGGGACAACCUAUCGAGGACCUGGUUGACUAGAGGUGCGCUGAGAGAGCUGAAUCGAAGGAAUAAUCAACCCGCUUCAAGUCAACCUCGUUCGCAGCAUCGACGAACUCGCCGACCUGUUACGCGAAACUUCCUCGCUGAGCUAAAGAAGACUCAGUUUGUCUCUGACUAUCUCCGCCAUUGUGAACCGGGGACUUCAAAGGACAUAAAGCAAUUCGCUAGAUACGGCGGUCCGGAUCUGUCGGAUCUGAAGGGUUUCCCGGAACCUGUCGAUCCUCUUAAUCACAUAAUGAGCUCGAGCCAGUCCAGUUCUCGGGGUCGGAAACGGAGUUUAGCAUCCACUCUAGAUACCAGGCUAACUACAAAUACCACAAACACUAGAACAACGGAGAGCAGUGGGCCUUAUAGCCGUAACUUUCAACAAAAGCUCAUUGAUGGCGGCGUUUACCCUGAUGAAUACGAGUACCCCGAUGGUCGAGUCCCACCAGAGCCAGAUAAUUUGGAAGAGAUCAACGGAAUAUUGACACAUCCUCGACCCUCUCUAUCACCGUCACAAUUUUCCAAUGAAAAGUUUAAAGAAUUCAAGCGAGCAGACGCACAUGUCUCUAAGGAGAAUAAAGCAACCAAAACGGUGAUCCCAAUCAUUGAAGGCAAGAUAAAAGAUGGUAAAUGCGUUGAAGGAGACGUUCUUUUCACAAACCUUACACCUCUAACAAACGACAUGCUGACAGCAGCUAAACCGGACCUCUACUACGGCGCACGCCCCGAGCAGCUCAACCGACGAGUCCGUGAUGAGCUAAGCGGCCAUAUCAUCCCUUCAACGCAGGAUGACCUUCCUAUCGUGCCGAACUUCUUUCUAGCGGCCAAAGGGCCGAAUGGAACUGCUGCAGUAGCCAGACGACAGGCAUGUUACGACGGUGCGCUGGGCGCUCGGGGCAUGUACAGUCUGCAGUCAUAUGAAGAAGAUGAACCAGUGCACGAUAACAAUGCUUAUACCAUCACAUCAAUCUAUAGCGAUGGCCAGCUCAAGAUGUACACCAGCCAUCCUACUCAGCCAACCAGUCCUGAAGGUCGGCCUGAAUAUUGCAUGACUCAGCUUAAGGGAUAUUCUAUGACUAGCGAUCCGGAAACAUUCCGAAAAGGAGCGACUGCGUACAGAAACGCGAGAGACUGGACGAAGGAGCAGAGGGACGAAGCGAUUAAGCGGGCAAACGAGAAAGUAAAUGACAGUCAAGUUGGGACGCUAGCUGUUGAUGCAAGCUUUGGGGGGAUCUCGAGCUUUACAACUGAAGAUUCAUUGGACGAAGCCUACAUGAUCGAAGCGCUUAGUCAAGAGUCUCGAACCUCGCUGGAUGAAGGUUCCAAUAUAGCUACUGACCCUCCAGAGUCUGAAACUUCAACGGAUAAGCUCACGAUAAAUUAUAGCCUUACGGCUAAACGCUUAAAGAGGCAUUCAAAGCGAUCACACCAACUCCAGUAA